AUGCCAGGGGAUGGAGACGCGGAUGCUGCGCCCAUGGCAGCCUGCCUGGGGGGGUCCCUGUGCACCCCCAGCCUGGGGUGGGCAGCAGAGGGCCCGGGGAGCGGCGGCAAGAACCGGCGCGUGUCCCACGCCACGGCACGGCUGGAGAUGGGCAGCCUCUGGGAGGAGUUCAACCGCCUGGGCACCGAGAUGAUCGUCACCAAGGCGGGGAGGAGGAUGUUCCCCACCUUCCAAGUGAAGCUGUCGGGGCUGGACCCGCUCUCUGAUUAUGUGCUGCUCAUGGACUUCAUCCCGCUGGAUGACAAGAGAUACAGAUACGCCUUCCACAGCUCCUCCUGGCUGGCAGCAGGCCGGGCCGAGCCGGCAGCACCCGGCCGGGUCCACUUCCACCCCGAUUCCCCGGCCAAGGGCGCGCAAUGGAUGCGGCAGAUCGUCUCCUUCGACAAGCUCAAGCUCACCAACAACCUCCUGGAUGACAACGGCCACAUCAUCCUCAACUCCAUGCACCGCUACCAGCCCCGCUUCCACGUGGUGCUGGUGGACCCGCGCCGCGACAGCGAGCGCUUCGCCCACCAGAACUUCAAGUCCUUCAGCUUCCCCGAAACCCAGUUCAUGGCGGUGACGGCUUACCAGAACCACCGGAUCACCCAGCUGAAGAUCGCCAGCAACCCCUUCGCCAAGGGCUUUCGGGAUGGGGACCCUGAGCCAUGGUGUGGGGUGCCGGCAGGGUCCCUAUUGGGGGCAAUGGGACCCCGGGCCCGGGCCACGUUAUUGCCCUCCCACCCCGAGAAGCAGGGCAAAGGGGCUCCCCAUGGCCAUGGGGCUCUGGCCACUGUUGGACCCCCACAACCAGCCCCACCAGUGCCUGCCCCCGGCUUCCCUGAGCUGCCUGUGCCCCACUUCCAGCCCCUCGCCUGCCCCCCAAGUGUCCUUGUGGGGUCCAAGCCCCACGCUCUGCCCUACCCCUUGCUCAGCACCUACAGCACCACCGCGGCCCCCACCUUUGGCUAUGGGCAGCAGUGA
This is a messenger RNA of Neopsephotus bourkii (Bourke's parrot), 1023 nucleotides long. RefSeq names its product T-box transcription factor TBX10-like. The coding region runs from base 1 to 1023 and encodes 340 amino acids. The record is from RefSeq and is a predicted model, not a curated record. Lineage: Eukaryota; Metazoa; Chordata; Aves; Psittaciformes; Psittacidae. Gene Ontology annotation, biological process: regulation of transcription by RNA polymerase II; cell fate specification; positive regulation of DNA-templated transcription. Gene Ontology annotation, cellular component: nucleus. The transcript is spliced from 8 exons. Gene Ontology annotation, molecular function: RNA polymerase II cis-regulatory region sequence-specific DNA binding; DNA-binding transcription factor activity, RNA polymerase II-specific.